AUGUCCUUUGAAAAUUUUAAAUCAAAUCCUCCAACUGCGACAACCCGUGAACAAAUGAGUGAUAAUGAAAUACAUCAUGAUAAUCCGAGAUCACAGAAGAUUGCGCUGAAGAAAAUGUUGAAUUUUAAAACAUUGAGAAAAAUAAAAUUACGUGGAAGUGUACAAAAAUCAACUGAAGCACCUUCUUGGGAAACCACAUUGGAAAAAGCUAUAAAAGCCAUCGUAUCUAUUAAGGCCAAUCAUGUGAGAACCUUUGAUACCGAACCAUCUGGCGGAUAUUCGGCAACAGGAUUUGUUGUUGAUAAAGAGAGAGGAAUUAUUUUAUCAAAUCGUCACGUUGUGUCUCCGGGGCCCAUCGUUGCUCAAGCUGUUUUUAGAGAUUAUGAAGAAGUAGAAUUACAACCAAUUUAUCGUGAUCCAGUACAUGAUUUUGGAUUUUUUAGAUUUGAUCCAUCUAAAAUUAAAUUCAUGGAAUUAGAACAAAUUCCACUUAGUCCAGAAAAGGCUAAAAUAGGGAUAGAAAUAAGAGUUGCUGGAAAUGAUAAUGGAGAAAUUUUAUCAAUUUUAUCUGCUCCAGAAUAUGGUAUUGGAGAAUAUAAUGAUUUUAAUACAUUUUAUUUUCAAGCAGCAUCUGGAACUAGUGGUGGAUCAUCAGGUAGUCCUGUAAUUGAUAUUGAAGGUAACGCCGUUGCUCUCAACGCAGGCGGCGAAAGCAUAGCAUCAUCCAGUUUUUAUCUUCCUUUAGAUAGAGUAAAAAGAGCGCUUAAAUAUCUUCAAGAAGGGAAACAAGUUCCUCGUGGAACUUUACAAACAGAAUUUGAAUAUACACCUUAUGAUGAACUUCGACAUUUGGGUCUUAAGGCAAAUAUUGAACAAGAAAUUCGAGAAAAAUUUCCAGAAGAAACUGGUUUAUUGGUCGUUCGUAUUGUCCUACCAAAAGGACCGGCUGAUGGGUUGCUUGUACCCGGUGAUAUUGUUAUUUGUGCAAAUAAAAAUAUUAUAACCAAUUUUACACAUUUAUUUUCAAUAAUUGAUGAUUCAGUUGGUGAGAAUAUAGAAUUAACAAUAUGUCGUGGUAAAACUCAGAUGGAUGUUAGUAUAAAAAUUCAGGAUCUUCAUUCCAUAACACCAAAUCGUUUUGUUGAGGUUAGCGGUGAGAUUGUUAAUGAAUUAUCAUAUCAGCUCGCUCAUUCUUAUUCACAACCUGUUGGAGGUACAUAUGUAGCCACAAAUGGAUAUAUACUUAUUAGUAUUAAUAAUAUUCCCACACCAAAUUUGGACGCAUUUAUUGAAGCUGUGAAAACUUUACCUGAUGGUGCUAGAGUACCAUUAAAAUUUUAUCAUUUACAAAAUAUUCAUAAGGAAAUGGUUGAGAUCGCAUUUAUAGAUCGACAUUGGAAUAAAUUUCAAGUAGCUAUCCGUGAUGAUACUAAUGGGUUAUGGAAUUAUGAGAAAAUGCCACCUCCUGUAUCCAUUCAAUCAUAUGAACCUGUUACAGCACAAUUUCAAACUUUUAAUGAACUAUUACAACCUGUUGGAAAAAUUUGGCCUUCAUUUGUUUUUAUUAAUUGUUUUUUCCCGCAUAAUGUUGAUGGAUUAAGGUAUUUAGAGUCUAAUGGUACGGGGUUGAUAGUAUCUACUGAACCACCUUUAAUUGUAUGUGAUCGAUAUACAGUACCAGUUAAUAUUGGCGAUAUUUUUAUUACUUUUGCUAAUAGUAUUAUGAUACCUGGAAAAUUAGUUUAUCUUCACCCAAUAUAUAAUUGUGCAUUCAUUACAUAUGACAAAACAUUAUUGGAGAAUACUCCUAUCAGAGCGAUUGAAUUAAGUGAUAAGGAUUUAGAACAAGGUGAUGAGGUUUAUUCUAUAGGAAUUUAUGAGAAUCAUAAACCUACAAUUAAGAAAACCGCCGUAAUGAAUAUUAAAGAUGUUAUCACAAAAAAAUGUAGUCCUCCAAGAUGGAGAGCUAUGAAUGUUGAUGAAAUUAGAGUGGAUUAUCCGAUAGAUUUAUUAGGUGGUGUGUUAUGCGAAGAAGAUGGAAAAGUACAAGGGUUAUGGUUAACUUAUUCUUCACAAAAUGAUAAUUGGGAAGAAAUUUCAUUUAUAAAAGGAUUUCCAAUAUCUUUAAUUAAACCGACUAUGAUAUCACUUAAAAAUGGUGAAGAACCAAUAUUAUAUAAUCUUGAUGUAGAAUUUAGAACAAUAAGAUUAGUAGAAGCAAAAAAUUAUGGAUUAUCGGAUGAUUGGGUUAAAAAAAUUGAAUCAUCAAAAAAUUCAAGACAUAAUUUAUUAAGUAUAAUAAAUAUACUUGAUUCAGCAAGUCCUGCAGGAAAAUUAUUAAAAGUAGGAGAUAUUGUUUUAACGAUUAAUGAUAAAAUUAUAACAAAAAUGGCUGAUUUACCCGCAGCUAUAUAUUAUUCAAAAGAAGUUGAUCUGCUAAUAUUACGUGAUAGAGAAGAAAAGAAUUUUAAAAUAGCAACAACACCAUGCAAUGGAAAAGAGACAACGCGAAUUGUAGGAUGGUCAGGUGCACUUAUACAAGAACCAUAUAAGGCGGUGUUGGAACAAGUUAAAAAUGUGCCAGUGGGCGUAUACGUAUCACAUACGAUAUGUGGUUCACCAGCAUACGUUUCUUUAGUACCAGGAGUUUGGAUUGUUGAAAUACAAGAAAGGAAAGUGAAAGAUUUAGAUACAUUUAUAGAGGCAAUACAUGCAUAUGAGAACGAAAUGAAAGAAACAGUUGAAGAAGAAGAUGAUGAUAAUGGUGGAUAUGUACGUAUAAAAAUUAUUAAUAGUAAUGAUGUUACAGACGUUGUAACAAUGAAACUUGAUUCACAUUAUUGGAAAACAUGGCAAUUGGUAGAAGAUAAAGAAACAUUAAGAGGUUGGAAGUAUGUAGAUACUGUAGACACUAAAGAUACUUAA
Messenger RNA from Rhizophagus irregularis DAOM 181602=DAOM 197198, 2925 nucleotides. The record is from RefSeq and is a predicted model, not a curated record. Lineage: Eukaryota; Fungi; Glomeromycota; Glomeromycetes; Glomerales; Glomeraceae.